Leptonychotes weddellii (Weddell seal) is the source of this 3563-nucleotide messenger RNA. The record is from RefSeq and is a predicted model, not a curated record. Lineage: Eukaryota; Metazoa; Chordata; Mammalia; Carnivora; Phocidae.
GAUCUAGGCAUGUGGCCUGGUAGGAGCGCAUUUGGCUUUUCUUAGGGAUGGCUCUUGCUCACCAGAGCCUCACAAAGAUAAUCGCUCAGGAAGUGUUUCAGCCAAUCCCGGCCGGCCUUACACUCCGAUUUGCCGGGGCAGCCAAUCGGGGAUGAGCUUUUAUUAGGCGGCCAGAUCAUCAAGCCGAAGUGCCAAACCCUUUUUCUGUGAGAACUAGGAGCCUGUCCUCCAUGUUUUAUAAGUAUUGACAUUACACAGUGUUAACAAUGCAUCCACAGAGCUUGGCCGAAGAGGAAAUAAAAACUGAACAGGAGGUGGUAGAGGGCAUGGAUAUCUCUACUCGCUCCAAAGAUCCUGGCUCCACAGAGAGAACAGCCCAGAAAAGAAAGUUCCCCAGCCCUCCGCAUUCUUCCAAUGGCCACUCGCCACAGGACACAUCCACAAGCCCCAUUAAAAAGAAAAAGAAACCCGGCUUACUGAACAAUAACAAUAAGGAGCAGUCAGAACUAAGACAUGGUCCGUUUUACUAUAUGAAGCAGCCACUCACCACAGACCCUGUUGAUGUUGUACCGCAGGAUGGACGGAAUGAUUUCUACUGCUGGGUUUGUCACCGGGAAGGCCAAGUCCUUUGCUGUGAGCUCUGUCCCCGGGUUUAUCACGCUAAGUGUCUGAGACUGACAUCGGAACCAGAGGGGGACUGGUUUUGUCCUGAAUGUGAGAAGAUUACAGUAGCAGAAUGCAUCGAGACUCAGAGUAAGGCCAUGACAAUGCUCACCAUCGAACAGUUAUCCUACCUGCUCAAGUUUGCCAUUCAGAAAAUGAAACAGCCAGGGACAGAUGCAUUCCAGAAGCCUGUUCCAUUGGAACAGCAUCCUGACUAUGCGGAAUACAUCUUCCAUCCUAUGGACCUUUGUACAUUGGAAAAGAAUGCUAAAAAGAAAAUGUAUGGAUGCACAGAAGCUUUCCUGGCCGAUGCAAAGUGGAUUUUGCACAACUGCAUCAUUUAUAAUGGAGGAAAUCACAAAUUGACGCAGAUAGCAAAAGUAGUCAUCAAAAUCUGUGAGCAUGAGAUGAAUGAAAUUGAAGUAUGUCCAGAGUGUUACCUAGCUGCUUGCCAAAAACGAGAUAACUGGUUUUGUGAGCCUUGUAGCAAUCCACAUCCUUUGGUCUGGGCAAAACUGAAGGGGUUUCCAUUCUGGCCUGCAAAAGCUCUGCGGGAUAAAGAUGGGCAGGUUGAUGCUCGUUUCUUUGGACAACAUGACAGGGCCUGGGUUCCAAUAAAUAAUUGCUACCUCAUGUCUAAAGAAAUUCCUUUUUCUGUGAAAAAGACAAAAAGCAUCUUCAACAGUGCAAUGCAGGAGAUGGAAGUGUACGUGGAGAACAUCCGCAGGAAGUUUGGGGUUUUUAAUUAUUCUCCCUUCAGGACACCCUACACGCCUAACAGCCAGUACCAAAUGCUGCUUGACCCCAGCAACCCCAGUGCUGGUGCUGCCAAGAUAGACAAGCAGGAGAAGGUCAAGCUCAACUUUGACAUGACGGCGUCCCCCAAGAUCCUGAUGAGCAAGCCCAUGCUGAGUGGGGGCGCAGGCCGCAGGAUCUCCUUGUCUGAUAUGCCCCGCUCCCCCAUGAGUACAAACUCUUCUGUGCACACGGGUUCCGACGUGGAGCAGGAUGCUGAGAAGAAGGCCACCUCGAGCCACUUCAGUGCCAGUGAGGAGUCCAUGGAUUUCCUGGACAAGAGCACAGCUUCACCAGCCUCUGCAAAGACGGGACAAGCAGGGAGUUUAUCCGGCAGCCCGAAAACUUUCUCUCCUCAAGCAUCAACACCCAUCACGACGAAAACAGACAAAACGUCCACCACUGGAAGCAUCCUGAAUCUUAACUUGGAUCGGAGCAAGGCCGAGAUGGACCUGAAGGAGCUGAGCGAGUCGGUCCAGCAGCAGACGGCGCCUGUUCCUCUCAUCUCCCCUAAGCGGCAGAUUCGCAGCAGGUUCCAGCUAAAUCUCGACAAGACCAUAGAGAGUUGCAAAGCACAAUUAGGCAUAAACGAAAUCUCAGAAGAUGUUUACACGGCCGUAGAGCACAGUGAUUCGGAAGAUUCCGAGAAGUCUGAUAGUAGCGAUAGUGAGUAUAUCAGUGACGAUGAGCAGAAGUCCAAGAAUGAGCCAGAAGACGCAGAAGACAAAGAGGGUAGUCAGAUGGACAAAGAGCCAUCGGCUGUCAAAAAAAAGCCCAAACUGGCCAACCCUGUGGAGACUAAGGAGGAGCUGAAAAGCACAUCACCAGCCAGCGAGAAAGCUGAUCCGGGCUCGGUCAAGGAAAAGGCAAGCCCCCAGCCUGAGAAGGACUUUUCAGAAAAAGCGAAAGCCUCCCCUCAUCCCACAAAGGAUAAACUGAAGGGGAAAGAUGAGACCGAUUCCCCAACAGUACAUUUGGGCCUGGACUCCGAUUCAGAAAGUGAACUUGUCAUAGAUUUAGGAGAAGACCAUUCUGGGCGGGAGGGUCGUAAAAAUAAGAAGGAACCCAAAGAAACAUCUCCCAAGCAGGAUGUUGUAGGUAAAGCUCCGCCAUCCACCACAGCGGGCAGCCAGUCCCCGCCUGAAACUCCGCUCCUCACCCGCUCCUCCUCCCAAACUCCCACGGCCGGUGUCACGGCCACCACCAGCACCACGUCCACCGUCACGGCCCCGGCCACCGCCGCCGCCACCACGGGAAGCCCGGUGAAAAAGCAGAGGCCGCUUUUACCGAAGGAGACUGCCCCGGCCGUGCAGCGGGUCGUGUGGAACUCGUCAAGUAAGUUUCAAACGUCUUCCCAAAAGUGGCACAUGCAGAAGAUACAGCGCCAGCAGCAGAACCAGCAGCAGAACCAGCAGCCUCAGUCUUCCCAGGGGACGAGAUAUCAGACCAGACAGGCUGUGAAAGCUGUGCAGCAGAAGGAGAUCACGCAGAGCCCAUCCACCUCCACCAUCACCCUGGUGACCAGCACUCAGUCGUCGCCCCUGGUCACCAGCUCAGGGUCCACGAGCACCCUUGCAUCCUCAGUCAGCGCAGACCUGCCCAUCGCCACUGCUUCCGCUGACGUCGCUGCGGACAUUGCCAAGUACACUAGCAAAAUGAUGGAUGCAAUAAAAGGAACGAUGACAGAGAUCUACAACGAUCUUUCUAAAAACACUACGGGAAGCACAAUAGCCGAGAUUCGCAGGCUGAGGAUCGAGAUCGACAAGCUGCAGUGGCUGCACCAGCAGGAGCUCUCUGAAAUGAAACACAACCUGGGUGAGGCCUGGCGGAUUGGUCCGUACUGAGGACGGUUUUGGGCGGUGAGCUUCUGUGCAGCUCUGGACGCAGGUCCAGGCUGUGAAUUGAGUCUGCAGUAGGCUGGGGAUGUCCCAGUGCUGGGGAGAGCACAGGAGCCUGGAGAGUCGACCCAGGUGUAAGAGCAGGUAUGAGGGGGUAUUCCCCUCUUUUCUCUUCGAGAUACCAACACAUGUGUAGCAGAGUAGUAACAACAGCAGUAGGUCCGUGUACUGAACUCUGGACUUGGGGCCAGGAACCGUUUAAGUACU